UAUAGGACACACAUAGGAGGAGCACACAUAUAUACACCACACACACACACAUACACACACACACACACAUGCAGACACAUAUCUAGCAGUAGCACGGAACACAGGCCGGAGUGUGUACAUGUACAUACGUCUUUUACAACUUAAUUAAGGAGUAAAUCACCCAAAAUGGAGUGGGAGUUAUGUAUUUAAAGCGCAGAGGACUUGAAAUGGGCGGUCUGCUGGUGCUGUUGCUGCUUUGGAAUUGCCUGCUGUCGGCGGUUGACGGCUCACCGCUCCUCCUGUUUGCCAACCGGCGAGAUGUCAGACUGGUGGAUGCUGAUGGAGUACGGGGCGAGUCGCCCAUCGUCGUCAGCGACCUGGAGGACGCGGCAGCAGUGGACUUCCUGUACUCCGAAGGCCUGAUAUUUUGGACAGAUGUCAGCGAGGAGGCCAUCAAACAGACGCGCUGGAAUCAGUCAUCCAACUCCCUUAAAGAGGCACUGGGAACGGGGCAGACUGUGGUCGUAUCGGGGCUAGACAGUCCUGACGGUCUGGCCUGCGACUGGUUGGGAAGGAAACUCUAUUGGACCGACUCUGAGACCAAUCGGAUUGAAGUGGCCAACCUGGACGGCACCUCCAGGAAAGUUCUGUUUUGGAUGGACUUGGACCAGCCCAGAGCUAUCGCACUCAACCCCGCUCAACGCUACAUGUACUGGACGGACUGGGGGGAGGAACCUCGGAUAGAACGUGCUGGCAUGGACGGCAGCAACAGGAAAGUGAUAGUGAAUGUGGACAUAUACUGGCCCAAUGGUCUGACUAUUGACCUGGUGGAGCAGAAGUUGUACUGGGCAGAUGCUAAGCUCAGCUUUAUUCACAGAGCUAACCUGGAUGGAUCUGCACGUGAAACAGUGGUGGAGGGCACGUUGACCCAUCCCUUUGCACUAACACUAUCUGAGGAGACCUUAUACUGGACCGACUGGCAGACCCGCUCCAUCCACGCCUGUAACAAAAACAGCGGCGACAAAACCAGAGAGAUCCUCAGUGGGAUCUACUCUCCUAUGGACAUUCAGGUCCUGGAGCCAUAUCGACAACCUUACAUCCAGACUCCAUGUAGUGAGGAUAACGGAGGCUGUAGUCAUCUCUGCCUGCUCUCUCCAGUCAAGCCUUUCUACAGCUGUGCCUGCCCCACUGGAGUCCAGCUGAAACCAGACAAGAAGACAUGCAAACCAGGAGCAGAGCAGGUGUUGCUACUGGCUCGACGGACUGACCUGAGGAGAAUCUCUCUGGACCUGCCAGACUUCACCGACAUAGUCCUGCAGGUGGAUGACAUCCGCCAUGCCAUAGCUAUAGACUACGAUCCGGUUGAGGGUUACGUCUACUGGACAGAUGAUGAAGUGCGGGCCAUUCGGCGAUCCCACAUCGAUGGCAGCAAUGCCAUGGUGCUGGUUACCACGGAGAUCAACCACCCAGAUGGCAUUGCUGUUGACUGGGUGGCCAGAAACCUGUACUGGACUGACACCGGCACUGACAGGAUAGAGGUCACCAGGCUGAAUGGAACCUCUCGGAAAAUUUUGAUUUCUGAGAACCUGGAUGAACCCAGAGCCAUCGUCCUGGACCCUGUUAAUGGCUACAUGUACUGGACAGACUGGGGGGAGCAUCCCAAGAUCGAGCGGGCCAACCUGGAUGGAACGGAGCGGUUUGUCCUGCUCAACAGCUCUCUGGGCUGGCCCAACGGAUUGGCCAUCGACCACGCUGCGGGAAAACUCUACUGGGGAGACGCCAAAACGGACAAGAUAGAGGUGAUCAACGUGGAUGGCAGUAACAGACAGACUCUGCUGGAGGACAAGCUGCCUCAUAUCUUUGGCUUCACUCUGCUGGGUGAUUACAUCUACUGGACGGACUGGCAGAGACGCAGCAUCGAGAGGGUCCACAAGUCCACGGCUGUACGAGAGAUCAUCAUCGAUCAGCUGCCGGAUUUAAUGGGGCUGAAAGCCACCAAAGUGACAGAGACUAAUGGUACGAACGACUGUGCGCUGGAUAACGGAGGAUGCAGCCAUCUGUGUUUCUGGCGUCGGCAGGCUGUCAGCUGUGCCUGUCCAAUGGGGAUGGAGCUGCUGUCUGACCUGCAGACCUGUGUGGUGCCUGAGGCCUUCCUGCUCUUCACCAACAGAGACAACAUCAGGAGCAUCUCUCUGGGUACCAACAGCAACGACGUUCCCAUCCCUCUGACUGGAGUCAAAGAGGCCUCGGCUCUGGACUUUGACGUUUCUGAAAGGAUGAUCUACUGGACUGACAUUCAGACCAAGACGAUCAGCAGAGCCUAUAUGAACGGCAGCUCUGUAGAGCACGUGAUCGAGUUCGGACUGGACUACCCAGAAGGCAUGGCGGUGGACUGGAUGGGGCGUAACAUAUACUGGGCCGACACGGGCACCAACCGCAUCGAGGUGGCCCGGCUGGACGGCCAGUACAGACAGGUCCUGGUCUCUAAGGAUCUGGAUAACCCACGAUCACUGGCACUGGACCCAGCCAACGGCUACAUGUACUGGACAGAGUGGGGGGGUCGACCACGUAUAGCCAGAGCUUAUAUGGACGGCAGCACCAUCGUGACCCUGGUGGAUAAAGUGGGCCGAGUCAACGGGCUGACCAUCGACUACGUGGACCAUCGACUCUACUGGACCGACCUGGACACCAACAUGAUCGAGAGCACCAACAUGCAAGGCCUUCAGAGGGAGAUCAUACUAGACGACCUCCCGCAUCCCUUCGGUCUGACUCAGUACCGUGACUUCAUCUACUGGACCGAUUUUAACCUGCACAGCAUCGAACGGGCCGACAAACGCAGCGGACUCAACCGCACCGUGGUGCUGCAGGGCCAGCUGGAGCUGAUGCUCGACAUCCUGGUGUUCCACUCUUCCCGCCAGGACGGCACCAACGAAUGCUCUCACAACAACGGUAACUGCGCCCACCUCUGCCUGGCUACACCUGCUGGAGCUCAGUGCCGCUGCGCCUCCCACUACACCCUGAACCCAGACGGACGAAACUGCAGCUCUCCCUCUAGUUUCCUGCUCUUCAGUCAGAAGGCGAGCAUCAGCAGGAUGGUUUUAGGAGAGCAGAGUCCCGACAUCAUCCUGCCCAUCCACGUCCUGAGGAACGUCCGAGCUGUCAGCUACGACCCUCUGGACCGGCUCGUCUACUGGCUGGACGGAAGACAAAACAUCCGCAGAGCCAGAGACGACGGCGCCAUGUCCACCAUGAUAGCGGGCGGCAGCAGUCUGCCGACGGAGAACCAGCUUCAUGACCUGAGCCUGGACCCCUACAGCCGCCACAUCUACUGGACCUGUGAGACCACUAACACCAUCAACGUCCAGAGGAUGGACGGACAGACUGUGGGUGUGGUCCUGAAGGACGACACCGACAAGCCACGGGCCAUCGUGGUCAACGCAGAGAAAGGGUAUAUGUAUUUCACCACAGUGCAGGAGCGCUCAGCUAAGAUAGAAGGAGCCAGUCUGGACGGGACAGAGAGAGAAUCUCUGUUCACCACUAGUCUCAUCAGACCUGUAGCUCUGGCUCUGGACAAUAAACUGGGAAAACUGUUCUGGGUGGACGCCGACCUCAAACGCAUCGAAAGCAGCGACCUGACAGGAGCCAAUCGCAUCGUCCUCCAGGACUCCAACAUCCUGCAGCCGAUGGGGCUGACAGUUCUGGGGGAUCACCUGUACUGGAUCGACCGGCAGCAGCAGAUGAUAGAGAGGGUGGACAAACUGACCGGAGACGGACGGACACGCAUACAGGGCCGCAUAUCAUACCUGACCUCCAUCCAUGCUGUGGAGGAGAUGGACCCUCAGGAGUUUGCAUCUCACCCCUGUUCACGUGACAACGGAGGGUGUUCUCACAUCUGCAUCACUAAGGGCGACGGCACACCUCGAUGCUCCUGUCCUAUGCACCUGGUGCUACUGCAGGACCUGCUGCACUGUGGAGAGCCUCCCACCUGCUCCACAGAGCAGUUCACCUGCUCCACAGGUGAGAUCGACUGCAUUCCCAUGGCGUGGCGUUGUGACGGCUUUCCAGAAUGUGACGACAGCAGCGAUGAGGAGAACUGCCCCGUCUGCUUGGCCUACCAGUUCCAGUGUGAUAAAGGAGGCUGCAUCGAUGCUCAGAGGCGCUGCAACGGAGAGCCUGACUGUGCCGAUCACUCUGAUGAGCAGGACUGUGAAAACAUCUGCCCUCCAAACCAGUUCCGCUGUGGUGACAACCAGUGUAUCACCAAGAAACAGCAGUGUGACAACUACUCUGACUGUCCUGAUGGAUCAGACGAGCUGGCCUGUGAGGUGUCUCCUCCCUCCAGUGGCAUCCCCAACACAGGACCCAACACCAUUGGUCCCGUCAUCGCCAUCAUCCUGCUGGUCUUUGUGAUCGGGGGCGCUUACUUCGUCUGCCAGCGUGUGGUGUGUCGACGCUACAAAGGCCCUAGCGGGACGUUUCCUCACGAGUACAUCAGCGGUACGCCUCACGUGCCUCUCACCUUCAUCGCCCCGAGCAGCUCCCAGCACGGCACCUUCCAGGGUAUCUCCUGUGGGAAGUCCAUGAUGAGUUCAGUUAGUCUGAUGGGCAGCAGCAGCAGUGGAGCUCCUCUCUAUGACAGGAACCAUGUGACCGGAGCCUCAUCCAGCAGUUCCUCGUCAACCAAGGGAGCCUUCUACCCUCAGAUCCUGAACCCUCCUCCGUCCCCGGCUACUGAUCGCUCCCUCUACAACACAGAGAUCUUCUACUCCUCUAACAGUCCAUCCACCACCAGAUCAUACAGGCCCUACCAUCCAGUCCGCGGUGCCGCCCCUCCCACCACGCCCUGCAGCACCGACGUGUGCGACAGCGACUACACCCCCCACCACCCGGCGGCCGGGCUGGCGUCGUCAGCCGGCCGCUGGAAGGCCGCGAGCCACGGCAGCCACGGCAAACACAACAAGUACUACAUGGACCUGAACUCAGACUCCGACCCCUACCCUCCGCCCCCCACGCCCCGCUCCCAGUACCUGUCGGCCGAGGAGAGCUGCCCCCCGUCCCCUUCCACCGAGCGCUCCUACUUCCACCUGUGCCCCCCUCCCCCGUCGCCCUGCACCGACUCCUCAUGACCCUCCAAAACGAGCCCAGGGAGCCCCCCCUGUGAGGAAGGAAGAGAACCACGAGAAAUCCCACCCCCACCCCCGCUCCGGUCUGGUCCCGCUUUACCGAGGAGAGAACUCAUCAUGUGACCGGCUCGCUCCUGCUGCUCCAGUGCUUCGCUUUAAGCUCCCACACUGGUCGUUUCAUCAUUCCAGUCGUCCUGAAGCUCUCAGGAUGACCUUCAACUGAUCCCAGUCAGCUCUGCUCUGCUCCUCUCUGUGUGUUCCUGCUCUCUCACUGCAGCUGUGACGCCCUCGCUGCCUCUCUGCCUCUCUGCAGGACACACAGACGAGAUGAUGAGACUACUGGAGCUUUUCCACUACACAGUUCUAGCACUACUCGACUCGACUCGACUCGACUCAACUCGCGUUUUUUUGCGUUUCCACUAGGGAUAGUACCUGGUACCUGGUACUUUUUUAGUACCUGCUCUGCCGAGGUUCCAAGCGAGCCGAGCCGAUACUAAAAUGUGACGUCAACAGACUGCCGGCCACUGAUUGGUCAGAUCAAACACCCCAUUUUUAAAUACCGGCUACAAUAGUUACGGCGAGUAUAGCUCCUAUACUCAAAACUACUACUCUCUUGCUUUGUGUGUGACAAAAAGCCACAAACUGAGCAUCACGUACACCACUGCCUCAAUGUCCUCCAUUGUUUAUGUUUAUGUGUUUGUGUCGUGUAUAAAACAAAGUCACGGCAGUUUUGUGCAGCCGUGCUACGACGACCCCCGCCCACGUUGAGUAGGUGCUAUAGUUAUGGAGAACAACGUUCCUGGUACCGAGUCGAGUCGAGCCCAGUAGUGCUAGAACUGUGUAAUGCAAAAGUGCCACAUAGCAACAAAAAAAGAAAAGAAAAAAAAAAAUAUUUCCAUUCCAUCAGUAAGAGAAAGCUUCCUCUGCUGGGGAACUUUUAUUUUAAUAUCAAGACUUCCAUCAGCGUAUAAAUAUGAGCUUGAACUCCUCACUCACUCUCAGCGCUCCUGCCUCCUGAAAAGCCUCUAAAUGCAGGAGUCCAUUUAUUAAGACUGAAUCCAAGGCAUGGACCACCACCUCAAUCUACUCCCCCCCCCCCACCCUCCAGCCUUGCAAUACUCAUCCCCUUCCUUCCUCACAGCGUCCGUGUUGGCAGACCAGCGGCAGGACUGUAUAUAGUGUUAAAAUAAUAUGAACAAAAAAUAAAAUCACAGAAGAAUUAUUUUACUAUUUUAUUCACGCUGGCUGAUCCACCGCUCCACAGAGACAAAGAAAAAAAAAAAAAAAAAAGGACAGAUAGAUGAGAGAAUGUAUGAGUGAGUGAGUGAGUGAUGGAUGGAUGAGUGUGUGAAUGAGUGGAUGUGAACAUUUGAUAAAAUUGUAGAUGAUGACUGAAUGAAUGUGUAGAAUUAUGAGUGUAUGGAUGGAUGGAUGGAUGGAUGGAUGGAUGGAUGGUUGAAUGGAUGGAUGGAUGGAUGGAUGGUUGGAUGGAUGGAUGGAUGGAUGGAUGGAUGGAUGGAUGGAUGGAGUAGGGCCAAGAUCAAAGUGUGAAAUCUUUUGUACAUUGUUUUGUUUUUUUUGAAAUUGUGUCCCUCACAUUUCAAAUUGGGAAUUCUUUCUAGUUGAACUCGGGGCCUUUUUGUUUCUUUUUUUUAAAACUGGGUGGACACAAAGACGCCUCCACCAGCUGUCCAUCUCUGUCCCUGUGAGCUCACCGCCUUGAGAACGACAAACCAAAAUGAAUAUCAUGGUGUAAAGCUAUUGUACAGAAGUGUAAUUGAAGUCAGUGAUCGAGUUGUGAGAAGUGAAGGCUUCUCGUUGUGAACCUGAACCUCUUCUUCCACCUUUUUUUUCUUUUUACUCUUGUCAUCCGUUUACCAAAAGUAUGUUUGCUGCUAUUGUGUACAUACUCUACCAGUUAUUAUGACUUAUAACGAACACCCCAAAAUCCACAAAUUUACCACUCUCAUACUGGCAGUAGAUCAUGAAGCUAUUUUACAGUUAAUAACAAAAUUAUUCUUAUAGCAACUUUUGUUUAUGUGUAUUUUCUGUUUGUGCGUAGAUCAUUUAUGUAUGUGUUUAAUGUCGGCCAGCCAUGUUUAGUUUGAAGGAGUCUUUUUUUUUUUUUUUGGGGGGAAAUAGACAAGUGAAAAGCUGAAAGAGUUCCAGCUGAGACAUUUUAACCACAAAUCUACUGAAGGCCUCAGCGUGCUUCAGAUGAAUCUCUCUCCAGCAGCUUCUGUUUCUUUACAUCAUAAAAGCGGCACAUUUUCCAACAGUCUCUGUAGCACUUGAAUGCGACACAUGUGUGAAAAGGGCCACAUGAAAAAAAAAAAAAGAAAGAAAGAAAGCUGGAGAGAGAAAUUCAAACACUACCUACUUUCACAGCUGGCCAAUCACAGCCUCUCAGACGCUGUUAGAUGUUUGGAUGGUUUGAAGCACACUGAGGCCUUUAGCAGAGCAGUGAACAUGACUAGUGAACCCUGCUGUCACUGCUGCAGGAACCUCACUACUGCAACACCAAAGUCUGUCCUGCCCUCUUAUUACCAUCUUUACAACAUGUCUGAACAUCUGCACAGAUGUGUCUAAGAUUUAAUACAGUGUAUGAAUCCUCGUGAUUACCUUCAGAUACAUUUAGAGGCAACUUCAUAUUUCCAAAGAGAUUCUAUAUAUUUGAUUUGAAAGAGCACCAUAACAUGCUGCCCUCAUAUAUUCAAACAAAUCCAUCCAAAUCCAGCAGCCUGUGUUUGUUACUGUGCCUGUGCUUCUAUGAAUGAUGGAUGGUCAUCAGAGACAGGAUGUGAAACCUGGAUUUCGAGCGUCUGAUAGCAGCCUGGAUGAAUGAAAUAGAUUUCUCCACAUCCACAACAGUUCAUUCUGUUUUUUUGAAUGUUAUGAACAUGAUGUUUUGUUUAAAUGUAUAGAGGAUACAUGUAUUUAAUUUUCACUUGAAACAGACAAAGACCUCCAAAGCUUAUUGACAGUGUAGUAAAAUGACAGUACCAAUAAGUGACAAAAAAGUAGAUUUAGUAUAUUUCAGCAUGAGGUAGUUUCAGGUUAGGUCUGCUCACAUAAAGAUUCCAUUAGAAAUUUCAGCUUUUUUCAGCUCUGCAUUCAGACCUUUUUAUCUUAUCUGGAGACAAACUGUUUUCAGUGUCAGUCGAGCACUUAAUAAAUGUGUAACAUUAUCAACAGAAGACACAUGCAACCAAAAAUGGGAGGACGUCUCAUGCACUUGGAAAACGAAUAUUCCCUAGGUCAAAAUAACCUGUUGCAAGAGCCAGUCUGUAGUCAGAAUACUUUAUGCCAGGAAAUAUUUGAGUGUUUUUGAAGAAAAAAGAAAAAUGUUUUAGUUUUCAGCCGGCUGUCGGGAUAAACCUGUUAUAAAUCUUCAUUUAGUUUUUCUCAACAACAGGUUGUUUUUUUUUCUUUCCCAGCAACUGAGAAGCAGUUGUUUCAGGGUCAGAGAGUUCUACUAAAGACGGUUAUGUCAUCCACUAGAACAAAAGAGAAGCUCUGUCCUCUAAGCUUCACUAUAUUACAGUAGUGCGUAGGCCCAAACACACUAAAGUGUACGUGCACUAUUAAAGGUGAGGAUCUAUUGGAACCUGCAGUAAACCAGCUGCUGUUGCCUGGUUCAUUCUUCUCCUGCCAGCUGUGUGUGCUGGCUGGCUGGAGAUGGACGUGCAGGUUAACAGAGCUGCAGUGAGGUCUGUAUGGAUCAGUGGGAACUCUCAGCAACACAACUCAUUUCUACAAAGGGCUGUAGGCCCAGCCUCAAACCACUGUGUCAGUAAAACUCCUUAAAACAAACCCUGUAUUUGUUGUCUCAGCUAAAAAUGCUUCGUGUAAUUUACACUUGUGACAUUUUUGUAUCAAAAGCAUUUUUAUAUAAUAAAGGUUCUAUUUUAAGGAA
Molecule: messenger RNA, 9018 nt
Organism: Scomber scombrus (Atlantic mackerel)
Lineage: Eukaryota; Metazoa; Chordata; Actinopteri; Scombriformes; Scombridae
Gene: lrp5
Product: low density lipoprotein receptor-related protein 5
Exons: 29
Coding region: 180-5105 (1641 amino acids)
Molecular function (GO): protein binding
Source: RefSeq, a predicted model, not a curated record